UUCCCCCCUUUUGUCCAUUCCCCCCUUCUCCUCUCCUUCCACCGCUUGCCGAGUCCUUUCCUUAAAGGAAAAAAAUAUUAGGAAAAAAAGGGAACUUGGCCGACACCGCUUCUCUGUCGGAAGCAAGCAUAUGAAUCGCCUGCGCUGUCAUCACAGGCAGCAACGGGUAGCGGUGGGAGGAGAGAAAAGGUUGUGGGAUCAAGGGAAGAGACGAGGCCUCCUUCCCGUUUCUUCAUUGGAAUGGGUCGCACCGCGGUGGCAUUGACGGCUCUGUUCGAUCUGGUCGUUCUGCUCCUCCUCCCCGCCGCUGUGGUGGUGGAAUCAGCCACCGAUUCGUUGGAUGUUCAAGCUCUCGGCGUGUUGUAUGCUUCUUUGAAUAGCCCUUCGCAGCUUUCUGGGUGGACGCCGAGCGGCGGUGAUCCGUGUGGCGACUCGUGGAAGGGGGUUUCUUGCUCUGGUUCAUCCGUCACUGCCGUCCAGCUGUCGGGAUUAGGGCUCAAUGGUUCCCUGGGCUACCUCCUUUCAGAUCUCUUGUCCUUGAAAACACUGGACUUGAGCAACAACGACAUACGUGAGACCAUUCCAUAUCAAUUACCGCCAAACCUAACCUAUCUGAACCUUGCUGGCAAUAAUCUUUCUGGGAACCUCCCAUACUCUAUAUCUGCCAUGGCUUCACUCAAUUAUCUAAAUCUCAGCCACAACUUACUAUCUCAAGCAGUUGGUGAUAUCUUCAGAAAUCUUCAGGAUCUCUCUGAAUUGGAUUUGUCUUUCAACAACUUUACUGGUGAUCUUCCAAACUCUUUUGGCUCUCUGUCAAACCUUUUGAGUCUUUACUUGCAAAACAAUCAAUUGACUGGCCCAGUAAAUGUUCUUUCAAAUCUGAGCCUAUCUAAUCUAAAUAUUGCAAAUAACCAGUUCAACGGCUGGAUACCUCAGGAGUUCAGUUCAAUUUCAGAUCUUGAGAUUGGAGGUAAUUUCUUUUCUAACAGUCUGGCUCCACAUCCACCACCAUACAUGCCUCCACCUCCAAGUAGACAGCACAGUACUCAUAACAACACUCAGGAAUCUCCAAAUACACCACAGGGGUCUGAGGGUAAAUCAAUUUCUCCAGAUAAUGCAAGCAACAAGAAAAAAUUGACUACAGGUCCACUGAUAGGAAUAGUUUUAGGCUCAACACUUGGUGCAUUAUGCAUCACACUAGCUGUAAUAUUAUUACUUCGCAAUGUCCCAAAGGGCAAAGAUCAUAGUAUAAAUAGCAGGAAUGAUACUGGAAGGUCUGCUGUUGGUGGUGCAGAUAAAGCGAAUGAGAAAGAGAUGCAAGAGCUGAGAGUGAAAAGUUCUUCUGCAACAACUCCAGUACCUCCUAGUGACACAGUGAUAAUUGAAAAGUUACAUGGCAAGAAUGUGCCUGUAAAACGACCAAAAAUCCCUAUAACUGCAACAUCAUAUACUGUUGCUUCUCUUCAGGUUGCAACAAAUAGCUUUAGCCAGGAUUGCCUUGUUGGCGAAGGUUCCCUUGGUCGGGUUUAUCGAGCAGAGUUUCCAAAUGGAAAGGUUUUGGCUGUUAAAAAGAUUGACAGUGCAGCAAUAUCCUUACAAGAGGAGGAUAAUUUUCUUGAGGCUGUUUCAAAUAUGUCAAGACUUCGGCAUCCAAACAUUGUUCCACUUUCAGGCUACUGUGUUGAACAUGGACAGCGGAUUUUGGUUCACGAGUAUAUUGGAAAUGGAACUCUACAUGAUAUGUUGCACUUUGCUGAUUAUAGUAGCAAGAGGCUAUCAUGGAAUGCACGUGUGAGAGUGGCACUUGGCACUGCUAGGGCUCUAGAGUACCUCCAUGAAGUUUGCCUGCCUUCUGUAGUACACAAAAACUUCAAGUCCACCAAUAUUCUACUUGAUGAAGAGCUUAAUCCUCACUUAUCAGACUGUGGCUUAGCUGCAUUAACACCAAACACAGAGAGACAGGUUUCAACGGAGGUAGUUGGCUCCUUUGGUUACAGUGCUCCAGAAUUUGCAAUGUCUGGAGUGUAUACUAUAAAGAGUGAUGUUUAUAGUUUUGGAGUAGUGAUGUUAGAGCUGCUGACUGGUCGGAAGCCACUGGAUAGUUCUAGAGUGAGAUCAGAGCAGUCCCUUGUCAGAUGGGCGACUCCUCAACUCCAUGAUAUUGAUGCAUUAUCUAAGAUGGUUGAUACAUCAUUGAAUGGAAUGUACCCUGCAAAAUCUCUUUCACGUUUUGCUGACAUAAUUGCUCUAUGUGUUCAGCCGGAGCCAGAAUUUCGACCGCCAAUGUCUGAAGUCGUCCAACAACUGGUUCGGUUGGUGCAAAGGGCAAGUGCAGUCAAGAGGCGCUCAGGAGAUGAGCUCGGAUUUUCAUACAGGGUGCCCGAGCAGGACUCCAGUAUGACAGACAUAUCCUUCUAAAUGGAAGAUUCAUUCUUGCGAACAUGUAGUUCCUUGAGAACAUUGAGAGGCCAAGCAUAUAAAGCAAAAUGCUGUUCUGCAACCAUACCAUCUUAUGGUUGCAGAUGAUACACCCAAAAGCGCAGUGGUUCAUGAGCAUCUGAGGAAAUGGAAGAAUAAUCUCAUUUUGAUCUCCAUUUUUAUGCUGAAGAAAAUUUUCGCUUGCGGCUAAUCUUCAGUUCAUGCUGGAUCUAUGACCCUAUAUGCCCUUGUAUAUGUAUUAUAGCAUAAUGCAUUCAUUUAUUGACAAAAAAAAAAGAACUUCCAGAAUUUAAUGUACUCAUUUCGAUGACUGUUCAAAUGCAUAGAAGAGAGAACUUUUGUAUUCUA
This is a messenger RNA of Musa acuminata subsp. malaccensis (wild Malaysian banana), 2787 nucleotides long. RefSeq names its product protein STRUBBELIG-RECEPTOR FAMILY 8. The record is from RefSeq and is a predicted model, not a curated record. Gene Ontology annotation, biological process: protein phosphorylation. Lineage: Eukaryota; Viridiplantae; Streptophyta; Magnoliopsida; Zingiberales; Musaceae. Gene Ontology annotation, molecular function: protein kinase activity; ATP binding; protein binding.